UAAAGCUCUUGUUUCUUUUCUCACCUAAAGAAUUAGCUCCAACUAGAUACUUCGCUUCAAAGCACCAAAGACUGAAAACGAAAAUUCUUUUCCUUUCCAAGCUACACCACCACCUCAAGUCCUCCACAUCAUGAAUAAAAACAAUUACUAUGAAACCAAAGCACCAAAACCAAACCCAUUCCUCCCCAUUACUACUAUCCCAAUCAAAUCAAUCCCCAUGUUCUGUAGUGCAGUGUAAGCCAACAACCCACCACCAUACCAUCCCAUAUCUCAAACAAUCAAACAAAUAAAAACGUCAGCCAAUUAUAAAGACUCCACAGUCAUUGGCUUAAAGCAACACCAACCAACACCAAAAUCCUUGCUUUCCCGAAACCAAUAAAAUUACUUUUCCAAAACUAAAUAAAAACUUAGUCUUUAACACAAGAAAGAAAAAAAAAAAGAUUGUCUAUUCCUAUAUUGUUCUAACUUCCAAGACUGUUACUUUAGCAGUUAGUACAAAGAGACAAAGGGUCUGUCUAACUGGGUUACAGUGUGUUUGUGUGUGUGUUUGGUUGUUUGGUUCUUCUUCCAUAUGAUUGAUAACUGUGGAAAAAGUAAACCUGGGAAAGCCUGGAGAGUUUUUCUUGGAAGGUAUUUUCGAUUGCAUCCAUGAGAUCACCGUGGCACUUGCUUUUGCUAGAAUGAGUGAUUCUUCAGCUUAUAGGGUUGAAACCACUUCACGUUUGGCUCAAUGGAGGAUAGAAAACUUGGCUUCCUGCACAUACCGCAAGUCAGAUCCUUUCAAAAUGGGAAAGUGGAAUUGGCAUUUAUCUUUGGAGAAGAAUAGAUUGCUGUUUGUUAAAUUGUACCCGGAGAUAUCAAAUCUAACAAGAGACAAUCCCCCGAUUGCAUCUUUCAUCAUUCGAGUUGUCAGUUCUGCAGGAGAUCGGAAGUCCUUGACUCAUCCAGAAAUAACAGACAAGCAAAUCAAGAACAACGACGAUUUUGUUUGGGCAAUAGAGGUUCCAUUAACUGGGAAAUUUAUCAUCGACGUUGAAUUCCUUGAUUUGAAGACUGCAUCUUCAGGCGGAGGAGAACCUUGCUCUAUCUGGGUUAACGAAUUAACACAGAAACGAUCUCAUGCAACAGCUCUUGCAUCCCUCAGUCGAAUGUUAACAGAAAGCAUCCACACGGAUAUUAUAAUUAAUGCCUCUGAUGGAAGCAUUGGGGCUCAUCGUGCUGUUCUUGGUGCACAAUCACCUGUUUUUCGUAGCAUGUUCUUGCAUAACUUGAAGGAGAAAGAAAUGUCUACCAUAGAUAUCUCUGACAUGUCAAUUGAAGCUUGCCAGGCUUUUCUCAACUACAUUUAUGGUAACAUUCAACAUGAAGAUUUUUUGACCCACCGGCUGGCACUUCUCCGUGCAGCUGAUAAAUAUGACAUCUCCAACUUAAAAGAGGCUUGCCAUGAGAGUCUUCUGGAGGAUAUUGAUGCAAGAAAUGUACUCGAGAGGCUCCAGAAUGCAUCUCUAUAUCAAUUACCAAAACUGAAGAGCAGCUGCAUGCGUUAUCUUGUGAAGUUUGGCAAGAUAUUUGACAUACGAGAUGAUUUGAAUGCCUUCUUGCAACAUGCAGAUAGAGACCUAAUAGCAGAAAUCUUCCAUGAAAUUCUCAAUGUGUGGAAAGGUUUCUAAAACUCUGCCUACAAAAGAUAGGGAAGAAAAAGCUUGUUUAGUCAGCUGUAUGUUGUUGUGACCUUGAAAAUGGAUUGUUAGACAAUUGUGCAGAAUCUUAUGUCAUGAAGAUGAUUCUUUUGUCCAAAUGGAAUUUGUUUGUCUAAUUGUAUAUAUAAAUAUUGGUCUUCAAUAUGGAGGAACGCAUUCUUGUA
Molecule: messenger RNA, 1864 nt
Organism: Quercus lobata
Lineage: Eukaryota; Viridiplantae; Streptophyta; Magnoliopsida; Fagales; Fagaceae
Product: BTB/POZ domain-containing protein
Exons: 4
Coding region: 681-1670 (329 amino acids)
Molecular function (GO): protein binding
Source: RefSeq, a predicted model, not a curated record